Messenger RNA from Sesamum indicum (sesame), 1023 nucleotides. Its product is annotated as fasciclin-like arabinogalactan protein 12. NCBI's taxonomy places the organism in Eukaryota, Viridiplantae, Streptophyta, Magnoliopsida, Lamiales, Pedaliaceae. Gene Ontology annotation, biological process: plant-type secondary cell wall biogenesis. The record is from RefSeq and is a predicted model, not a curated record. Gene Ontology annotation, cellular component: plasma membrane.
CAUCUCAAAGCCACUGUUUUUUCCUCUGCUAGAAGUAUAUAAACCAGGUCGUCCUAUUUUCCAUUCAAGAGAAGCUACUCCUCAUUCUUUGUCUUCUUGAUUACCUCCACAAUCAGAGCAGCUUCUGCAAACUAAAGUUUAAAACAGAGAUGAAACCCUUAUCUCCUGCAUUCCCUCUUCUCCUCCUCUUCGUUUACUCCACCCUGACUGCCGCCCAGUCCCCGGCAGCAGCCCCUGCACCGCCCGGGCCGACCAAUGUGACAGCCAUCCUCGAGAAGGCCGGCCAAUUCACCACAUUCAUCCGCCUGCUACAGAACACGAAAGUGGCAGAUCAAAUCACCGCAGCGCUCAACAAUUCAAACCAAGGCCUCACCAUUCUUGCCCCAACCGAUGGCUCAUUCUCAAAUCUCAAACCAGGCACGCUAAACUCCUUCACCGACGAGCAGAAAGUUGAACUGAUACAAUUCCAUAUCCUCCCAUCCUUCUUCUCACCGUCACAGUUCCAGGCCGCCAGCAAUCCACUGCGCACCCAAGCCGGUGGUAGCCAAGGUUCAUUCCCACUGAAUGUGACUGCAACCGGGAACUCGGUUAACAUAACAACAGGAGUGACCAAUGCAACAGUUGGGAACGCAAUAUACACUGAUGGGCAGCUAGCGGUGUACCAGGUCGAUCAGGUGCUGCUUCCUCUCAGCUUUUUCAUGACUCCGGCACCAGCUCCUGCACCUCAAAAGCCCAAGAAAGCUGCUCGAUCGGCAGAUGCUCCAUCAGGAUCUGAUGUUAGUACUACAGCUGAUUCUUCUGGUGCAAUUUGUCUGUCCAAGAAGGUGAUCCGUGCAAUGGCCUGUGUCAUGCUAGUUUUUGCGGCAUUUACUUGAUGAGCAUGACAGAUAUUGAUGCCCGCAUGAAAUUUUUUCUGUACUUAUGGUGUUGUGAUCUGUAAAAUCAGAGCAUUCUUUCCUGUAUUUUGUGUGAAAAUGUGAGUUGCAAGAUUUCAUUUAAUGCAGACCUACCUUUCUUUGCUAA